This is a messenger RNA of Fonsecaea erecta, 1269 nucleotides long. RefSeq lists its product as hypothetical. Gene Ontology annotation, cellular component: plasma membrane. The coding region runs from base 1 to 1269 and encodes 422 amino acids. The transcript has 3 exons. The record is from RefSeq and is a predicted model, not a curated record. Gene Ontology annotation, biological process: zinc ion transmembrane transport. Lineage: Eukaryota; Fungi; Ascomycota; Eurotiomycetes; Chaetothyriales; Herpotrichiellaceae. Gene Ontology annotation, molecular function: zinc ion transmembrane transporter activity.
AUGCAUCCCGAGUCUCCUGGGCUCGCUGCUCCAGAUGACCAUGGGCGAUUGUUGAGCAGGCUUCCCCUCGAUCUCCUCCAUGCGGAACUGCAGAGACGACAAGAUGUGCCCGCGAAGCCGGCAUGCGGCACAGAGGGAAGACGGGGGACCUACAACACCGGCAUCCAUGUGUUUGCCCUCUUCCUUAUCCUAACACUGAGCACUCUCGCAUGCUCCUUUCCCAUCAUCGCCCGCCGUUUCCCCAAACUCCCUAUCCCGCACCACUUCCUCUUCCUCUCGCGGCAUUUCGGCACAGGUGUCCUCAUUGCAACGGCGUUCAUCCACUUGCUUCCUACGGCAUUCAUAUCCAUGACCGACCCUUGCCUGCCGGACUUUUGGACACAGACCUACCCGCAAAUGCCCGGGUUGAUUGCUAUGUUGUCGGUGUUUAUGGUGGUGGGGAUCGAAAUGUUCUUUGCGAGCAAAGGGGCGGGCCACAGUCACGCAAAUGAUUGGGAGAAGGUACACCAGGAACAAUCCCCGGGAGAAGGAAGAUCGGCGCGCUACGGCAACGGGCAUAUCGCAUCAGAACACCUGCAAGCGCCCACGAGGCCGUAUACAGAUGCGUCCCCGGAACCUCGCGACUCGGCGUCCAGCGACUCAGAUUUGGAGCUAGACGACCUCGAUCCGGCUGCGGACGAAUCUGCGACAUUGAGCAACCCUCACCGGCGCAAGAGAUCCCAGCAUGAAAACAACUUCCACCAUCCCCCUUCCAAAGAUGACGAGAACCCCCAGCGUCUCUUCCUCCAAUGCUUACUCCUCGAAGCGGGCAUCCUCUUCCACAGCAUCUUCAUCGGCAUGGCCGUCUCCGUCGCACAGGGCACACAAUUUGCCGUCUUACUGAUUGCAAUUUGCUUCCAUCAGACCUUUGAAGGAUUUGCACUCGGCGCGCGCAUCGCAGCACUCAUACCCACCUUGUUUGAUGCUUCAUCUCCAAAACCCUGGCUCAUGGCACUCGCGUAUGGCGCGACGACGCCCAUCGGGCAGGCAAUGGGGAUUGUCUUGCACUCCUUAUAUGACCCCGCCAGCAAGGUGGGACUACUGAUGGUCGGUAUCACGAAUGCAAUCUCCAGUGGGCUUUUGCUUUUUGCCGGGCUGGUACAACUGAUUGCAGAGGACUUUUUGAGUGAGAAGAGUUACGAGGUUCUGACUGGGCAACGAAGGAUCGAAGCAUGUCUCGCGGUGGGCUUGGGGGGCCUGCUGAUGGCGAUAGUGGGAGCUUUUGCCUAA